AUGUCCAGAGAUUUUGUGUCGCCUUUGGAAGGAACCCAACAUCAAUAUGGUAUCAAUGCAAAAUUACUACAGAAAAUAAUAGACAUCUUGAAGAAGGAUUACAAUUUUAAGGAAAGGCUAACUUUUCUUAAUAGUUAUCCACAAUAUACGACAAACAUACAGGGUCUCAAUAUUCACUACCUUCAUAUUGUACCAGAAAAUCCACAUAAUCCGAAAAUUAUUCCCGUGUUGAUGUUACACGGUUGGCCCAGUUCAGUUCGAGAAUUUUAUGAAGUUAUACCUGCUCUAAUAUCGAGGCACACCAAAGAGAAGAAGUUCGUCCUGGAACUAGUUAUUCCUUCCCUCAUUGGAUUCGGACAUGCGCUUGACAAUACACCACAAGGACUGAUAUCGUAUAUUAUGGACAAACUUUCUGUUGGUAUGAAUAAGAAUAACGUUUACUUGAAUGAUGCAG
Molecule: messenger RNA, 454 nt
Organism: Leptinotarsa decemlineata (Colorado potato beetle)
Lineage: Eukaryota; Metazoa; Arthropoda; Insecta; Coleoptera; Chrysomelidae
Product: juvenile hormone epoxide hydrolase 2-like
Source: RefSeq, a predicted model, not a curated record